This is a messenger RNA of Pollicipes pollicipes, 2875 nucleotides long. RefSeq names its product GRIP1-associated protein 1. Gene Ontology annotation, biological process: regulation of recycling endosome localization within postsynapse; regulation of modification of synaptic structure; regulation of neurotransmitter receptor transport, endosome to postsynaptic membrane. The coding region runs from base 307 to 2694 and encodes 795 amino acids. The record is from RefSeq and is a predicted model, not a curated record. The transcript has 18 exons. Lineage: Eukaryota; Metazoa; Arthropoda; Thecostraca; Pollicipedomorpha; Pollicipedidae. Gene Ontology annotation, cellular component: postsynaptic recycling endosome; glutamatergic synapse; extrinsic component of postsynaptic early endosome membrane.
UUUCUAAAACGAAGAUAAAGUUUGAAGUCCUGUAUGUCUGAUAAUAUGAAAAGUAUGUGCGUUUACUGAUAAAUUGAUCAAAAUAAGACCGAUCGUACAAUUAGGGUCAUACGUGUUUUCUUUGGAGGCAAUGUAACUGAACUCGGGUAUUGCGAAAGGGAACACAACAGGAAUCGUGUGGAGAACAGCGCAGUAAUCCAGUCGCUGGCCUUCCGAUGACAGCGGGGUAGCAUGAACUGUUUGUUUUCUUCCUUGCCGUCGUAAUAGCAUUCUCAAGCUCAUUGGGAUACUAAAUUAACAUCUGUCAUGCAUCAGGGCAUAUCCGAAGAGGAGUUCACUCAGCUCCAGAAUCAGUUUUUGGCAUUAAAGGCCACAAACUAUGCACUGGAAGAGGACAAAAGAAAGCAAGCAUCAGCGCUGGCCGAGCAUCAGAGUCGGCUGCAGCGGUCCGACCGCGAGGUGGCGCGCCUGCAGCAGGUGGUCGACAAGAGCAAGAAGGCGCGCGAGGUGGAGCUGAUCCUGCAGACCAAUGCCAGCCUGGAGAAGAAGCUGGUCUCGCAGGAGGACGACUUCCGGCUGCAGAAUCAGACGCUGCUGCAGGAGCUGUCCGUGUACGUUUCUGCAAAUGAGAAGCUGGAAAAGGAGCUGCAAGCUCUCCAGGAUGGCAAACCGGAAUUGCUGGAGUCACAGUAUGCUGAGGAGGUGCUACACCUGCGCGCCGAGUCAGAGGCGCUGCGCCAGGAGCUGGCCGCCGUGCGCGACCAGACGGCCACCGAACUUGCCCAGCUUCGGCAUAAGGUGGCCGCCCUCACCGAGGUCAACGCCCAGCUGGAGCGCGCCGCCCGGCCCGACGACGCCGACCCGGUCUUGACGGAGGACUCCGAGUACGUGGAGGUGGGUAGUGCCGAGGUGUGCUACAAGAAGGCCGCCAGCAGCGCACACGAGCUGCUGGAGGUAGCUGAGCAGAGGAUACAGGAGCUGCAGGAGGACAUUCAGCAGUAUGCAGACAUGCGCCUGGCGCUGGACACCACCCGGCGCGAGCUGGACAUGGCGCGCGACGAGGCCCGCCGGCUGCGCGACGGUGGCGCCGCGGCCGGCCGGGAUCCGGAGGCCGAGCAACUGCCGGCCAAGCUGGCCAGAAAGCAGGAGAGUUACCUGCGCCUGCAGGAGGAGAUGGAGGCGCUGCGGCAGAGCAAGCAAGCCGAGAUUGACGACCUGCGGCUGCAGCAGCAGAGGGACGCCGCCGAGGCCAGGGAGAGGACGCAGCGCUACCAGACCCAGCUGAAUAACGGCUACAGCGUACUGAAGGCCGAGCGAGAGAAGUCUGCGGCCACCAUCAAGGACCUGACUGACCGGCUGAGAAAACAUGAACCCGUGGAGCCGGCGGGGGAGCAGCAGCAACAGGAAUCGGAGGCCUCGCUGGCCGAGACGACCGAGCGGCUGCGACACACCGAGGCCGAGGCCGAGGCGCAGCGCGAGGAGGGCGAGGCGCGCAUCGCCGACGCCGAGGCACGCCUGCUCGAGACGGAGACGCGCCUCGCCGAGUCGGAGGCGCGCCUGGUCGCCACCGAGGCGCGCCUGGCUGAGACGGAGACGGACAGGGACGACGCCAGCAAGUUGGCCGCGAAGCGGAAGAGCGUGCUGGACGAGAUGGCGGCGCACAUCAAUCAGCUGACUGAGGAGCACGCCGAGGUGCUGAAGACAGCCGGCGAGGCACGCGACCGGCUCCAGACGCUGCCCCUCCGUCCGCCGCAGGGGGCCGGCCAGUGCCUGGCGCAGACGGAGGCCGACUUGGGCCGCGCCCAGGAGUCGCUGGAGUCGGAGCGCCGGCUCCGGCUGGACCAGGAGCGCCGGCUGGCCGAGCGCGAGCGGGAGCACGCCGCUCGGCUGCAGCGGCAGGAGCAGGAAGCGGCUGAGGAGCGACAGGAACGCACCCGGAUGGAAGAGGCGCACAGCGAGCGCGUCAAGGACCUGACUAUGCAGCUGGAAAUCACGUCCGCCCAGCUGGCCGAGUUCAAGGAGAAGGCCGCCGCCCUGCGUCAGGAGGUGAAGGACAGCGUCGACGAGAAGCGGAUCCACGAGCGCAAGGGCGCGUCCGUCAUCAAGGACCUGCGACGUCAGCUGGCGCAGGAGCGCCGCCGCGCCGACAAGCUGCAGCAGGCCCUGCAGGACGCGCCGCUGGCCGACAAGCCAGCCGAGCUGUCGCCGCCGCCGCCGCCCGAGUCGGACGUUCAGUCCGUGUCCAGCUGGUCGCUGAUGAGCGGCGAGAACGGCGCGCCGUCGGCCAACGGCAGCGGCGACUCGCCCGUCGACACGGAGACGGUCGGCCUGCUGGCGCGCAUCACACGGCUCCAGGAGGAGAAGUGGCGCGUGGAGGAGAAGCUGAACCACCUGGAGCAGAGCAGCGGCGCGCUGGCCGACGACCUGGCCAGCAAGGCGGCGCUCAUCCAGUUCUACUGCAUGGAGGGCCGGCAGGCAGCGGCGGCGCACGCGUCGUCCGAGGGCCUGGCACCGGUGAAGAAGCUGGUGGACUUCGUCAAGCAUCUGUCGCAGGACGAGCAGCAGCGCGAGAUGCAGCGGCGCAUGCAGAACAUGCUUGAGGAGACGCUCACCAAGAACAUGCACCUGCAGCAGAACCUGAAGACCAUGUCGGACGAGUUGGUGGCGGCGCGGCGGAAGGCGGCCGGCUGCUGAAACCGACGGGCUCGGCAGACCCAGCGGAUGGCAGCUGCAGUGUCACCCGCGCCCAGUGACAGGCGCAGCGGCCUUAGGGCCUCUGAAGCGCCGCUGAGGCUGACAGCUGGUGGUGACUGGAGAGUCGCGUCUCAUUAGGAAAGAACGAGAAACGUGCGACGGAACUGUGCUUGCUUGUCAC